Messenger RNA from Sphaeroforma arctica JP610, 492 nucleotides. RefSeq lists its product as hypothetical. The record is from RefSeq and is a predicted model, not a curated record. The coding region runs from base 1 to 492 and encodes 163 amino acids. NCBI's taxonomy places the organism in Eukaryota, Ichthyosporea, Ichthyophonida. The transcript has a single exon.
AUGGGUAUAUUCAAGAAACUCAAGAAGGCCCUGACGCCCGGGAAACAGUCCAAGGACAAAUACACGGAUAGUAGCAGCGACGAUGCCGUCCGCCGCCAGUCCCGCCAGUCCCGGCGCCGGCAGUCGUCCAUAUACACAGUGGACUACAAUGACUUGCCGGACGAGCAAGGCAACCGCACUCGCCCGUCGCGCCGCCAGUCGCCGUCCACACCUGUACCACAGUACCCGACCGCCACCCGAUCCACGACAAACUUUGAGCACCUCUACAGGUACGGGUCCCCGUACACCUCCCGGCGAUUCGAUCGCACCACGUCCAGCAAGCCCACGAACCCCCACCUCGUAGCCCGGGUCCGACCGUCCGACAUCCGCCUGCGUGAGACGCCCCGCCUAAUCCUGACCACCCUCAGCGACUCUCUGGAUGCCCCGGUAUCCAGUGGCCACCUCGACAUGGGCAUGUUUAGGAACCGGUCCACGCAGAGUGUGCUCUGGUAG